This is a messenger RNA of Apis dorsata (giant honeybee), 952 nucleotides long. RefSeq names its product very low-density lipoprotein receptor-like. Bases 586 to 936 code for a protein of 116 amino acids. Lineage: Eukaryota; Metazoa; Arthropoda; Insecta; Hymenoptera; Apidae. The record is from RefSeq and is a predicted model, not a curated record. Gene Ontology annotation, molecular function: protein binding. The transcript is spliced from 3 exons. Gene Ontology annotation, cellular component: plasma membrane.
GGUGCGUCAGAAUCAGUGGUCAUCAUUUCGCCCAGGAGAGGGAAAGAAAAAGAGAGAAAGAAGGAAUAAUUUUAUAGAACAGAGAGAAAUAGAAUAACUGCGCAAGAGGAAGAAAAUACAACGGAUUCAUAUAACGAAUGAAAAAGAUAAAAGAAAAGAGGAACAAGAAAUAUACAACGAAAGACACGAAGGUGCUUACAUACGGGGCGGGCCUGCCAGUCUCAACCACUUCGUGGAGUGUACUUUUUAUGUAUUCAAAAUUCUGUAUUCAAAUACGUAACUAUUCUCAAUUGUUAGUUGUUGCUAUAUAUGAAAACUUGUGAUUUAUUCGAUGCAGAAUAAAAAUUGUUAGAUGGCGUGAUCUUAUUUGUAAUCAAUUAAUAAAUUGUGAGUGAAGAUUGUUAUUGUGAGUGAAGAGAUUGUUAUUGUUGAUUGAUUCGCCUUGCCGGCUAUCAAAAUCAUUAGAAAAACAAUAAUCGUAACAUAAAUAACGACAAGAAAUAAUUUUCAAAAUUUUAGUGUCAGUGGUAGUGUUGGAGAGUGGUAGUGGAUCAAGAAGACGAGUGUGCACAAAAAAGGGUUGUUAUGGGGCGAAAGUGUCUACUUUUGACGCUGUAUUUGCUGACUAUAUUCGGUUUUCUCGCAGCGAAUGCUUUUUCUACUAACAAUGAAUCUUGUUCUUUAAGACAAUUUCAAUGUGCAAAUGGUAAAUGUAUACCACUUCCAUGGAUUUGUGAUGGAACGGAUGAUUGCGGAGAUAAAUCCGAUGAAACUAUUAAGAAAUGUGAAGGUCCCCAAAAAUGUUCCGAUACGGAGUUCAAGUGCAUGAACGGCAAAUGCAUACCCGGAACGUGGCAUUGCGAUGGCGACAAUGAUUGUCGAGAUGGUUCGGAUGAAGAUCCAACAGUUUGCAGUAAGUAUAUUUUAUCCUUUUAAUUUAAUUUCUUAUUUC